Molecule: messenger RNA, 345 nt
Organism: Prunus armeniaca (apricot)
Lineage: Eukaryota; Viridiplantae; Streptophyta; Magnoliopsida; Rosales; Rosaceae
Source: the annotation of a GenBank genome assembly
AUGCCUUUGAAAUGGCCCACGACAUCGAAGAGAGAUGUUGAGGCGAUUGAGAGGGUGUGGGCCAAGAUUGUCGAAGAAGAUCGCUUCUUCAAGACCUUGCUUGAUUUUGGCAAUCUGCACAAGGCGGGCUUAAUUACCGAGGCCAAACACGCCCGAAGGAAGAAGGAGAAAGAGGAGGAAGAUAUGGGGAACAAUGUCGUUCGACGUGUUGGUGCGUUAAUUUCAACCGGUACGACAGCUUCGGUUCCGAAGGCGAGGGAAAAUGGGGUUUCGCCUGUUGAUCUUCGGUAUGAUGUGUUGAUGGCCCACAGUGCCUCUGGUAGUAUUUCUGGUCAUUCACCUUGA